GCACCACCGACCAGAGCUCUACCUGUUCAACAUGCCAGCCCGCCAUUUCGUCCUCGACGAGUCCAUUGCUGAAAGUAAUGCUGGGAAAUUGAUUGGUCGUGUCGUCUUAGAUAUAGCCUCACCGCUGCAAGCAUUCGCACCCAGAGAGGCUGUGGAGGAAACCUCAUCAGGACGAAAUCCACAAGACAUCAUCCCAAAUCUGCUCCCUAGUCCCCUCCUGUCGACAAACCGGAAAGAUUUCAUCCAAAAUAACAUUUCGGGGGAAGCACGGACUGGUCUCACCGAGUUCUUCGGGUUCAACGUCGCGAGGACCGACGAGGAGAAGUUGACUCUGGAAAGCAAGGUGGUCAAAAGAUACUCGCUGGAGCAGACCAAAGAUUCCUUCGGUAGACUGAUGAAAGAUGAUGCUUACAACACCGAGGUUCGAGCUUUUUUGAAAGAGCAUGGUGUCCGGAAAGCUUACUUCGUCGUUGGAUUCAUCACCACAGAAGGCUCCGUUUGGACUCGUGAGCGGACGCGAGGACAUUCAGCUGGCAUCAAAGGACAGGUUCCAUUAUCAACUAUCGCUCUUGGACCAAUUCCUGGACCCGAUUUGAGUGUCAAGCUAUCGGCAUCAGACAACAAUGUGCGCGGACAAAAGUUUUCGUCGAAGGAGCCUCUGAUCUUUGCGGUUGCGUAUGAUGUCGUCAAGGUGAAAAGGCCUUUCGAUAAAUCAGUCCCUGGCUAUUUCAGAGACGAUGUUGUUCUGGGACCGGCGAAGUAUGCAAAGGCGAAGCAUCUUGCUAUGGGAAGAGAUGAAGAUGAAGUGAUUGAGGAAGAGGAAGACUCGGAGGAUGAAACUAUGCAGGAAGACGAAAUUGAGCUUGGUGGUGGGUUGGAUACAAAGGACCUUAAAAUUGGGUGGAACGGGCUAAGUUUUGAUGUAGAGACGAAAAGGAUGGAUUAAUCGUUUGUGGAAUGACUUCGUGACCGCACCGAGUGGGUUGUCCAGAUUCACUGCUCGAAUAUUUCCGGCGCAAAAACGAUAUCCAAGUUGGAUAACCAUUCGAGGCUUUACUCAAUCGCGCGCAAUUGAGGGACGAUGAAUAAUGACAGAUUUUGUAUUCUUAAACGUGAUAGAAUGUAACGAUACCCAACCCCAUGGGUCUGUG
Molecule: messenger RNA, 1151 nt
Organism: Hyaloscypha bicolor E
Lineage: Eukaryota; Fungi; Ascomycota; Leotiomycetes; Helotiales; Hyaloscyphaceae
Exons: 1
Coding region: 32-946 (304 amino acids)
Source: RefSeq, a predicted model, not a curated record